Molecule: messenger RNA, 2536 nt
Organism: Cloeon dipterum
Lineage: Eukaryota; Metazoa; Arthropoda; Insecta; Ephemeroptera; Baetidae
Product: E3 ubiquitin-protein ligase RFWD3-like
Exons: 10
Coding region: 228-2393 (721 amino acids)
Biological process (GO): interstrand cross-link repair; protein ubiquitination
Cellular component (GO): nucleus
Molecular function (GO): protein binding; ubiquitin-protein transferase activity
Source: RefSeq, a predicted model, not a curated record
GGCCGUUUGUGUUGUGUGUUGUGUUCAUGCAUGUUCAUUCUCCGAUCUCAAGUCUAAUUUUAUCAGAAAUUUCAGCAUUUGUCGUUCAGAUUUGUCAAUUUAACUCGAGACAGAAGCAAUAUCAAGAUCAAAAACACUGUUUGUUGAGUAGACAUGCAUGGUCGGCCUUUUGAUUCGUGUUUUGUCCGCGAAAGGAUGUCUCAACCAUCGGAAUUGAUCCAUUGAGCAUGCCGAGGCGGCCGAGAGUCGUUUACUCUGAUUCCGACCACAGCUCGUCAGAAUCAGACUUGGACCAGCUUGCCCCUGCAUCUUCUGUUGGUUCUGAUUCUUCUGAUUCUGAAGGCAGCGUCUCGAUAGCAGCCACCGACGGCUCAAACCCUCACCUCUCCUGUGAAGCGUCCAACGACUCCAAUUCACAAUCGGACGCCUCGCAGACUAUGUCAGAGAGAUCCUCAUCUGUCUAUCAAACGGAUGUUACAAUAAGUUCGAGUGCCAGUGAGGAAGAAAGCGAAGCUCUAACAGACGACGACUCUCAGUAUUCAGAGGACAGCGAAUACUCCGCGCCAGCCGAAAUGUCAGACGCCGACGACCCUCAAUACAUCGGCGAAGAUGGUACAAUCCGUCUGUCGGACGACACAGACGACUCUGAGGACAAUGACUACCACGACGACAGCAUCGUCAUCAUCGAGGACCGGGUGGUGCCUGCCGUCGCCGCCGCUGAGGUGCAAAUAGUACAGGAGGCGGCUGCUGCCCCAGUUCAGGUCGCCGAGCCUGCCAGAGAUCCCGAACCGGGACCGUCCGGCCAACAAACAGACGAAAACUCCUCCAAGACUGCAAAUGGUGCCAAGAAAAGACCAGCGUCCGAGAUGGCUAGUGACGGUGAUGAUGAUGAUGAACAAAUGUGUAUGAUCUGCUAUGACAACUGGGAGGGCACCGGCCCGCAUAGAAUUGUGUCACUCAAGUGCGGCCACCUGUUCGGCCAGUCCUGUGUCGAAAAAUGGUUGAAAAUGCACAAGAAGUGUCCAAAAUGCAACACACCUAAUAAAGUUAGCGAUGUGCGCAAGAUCUUCGCGCCCGUCAUUAAGGUCAAGGAGACAGACGCUGAGAAUCGCCUCAAGGCAGAACUGGACAAGGCCCUUAAAGAGAAACGGUUAAUGGAACUCCAACUGCUGCGAAAGGAACAAGAAAUGAGAAGCCUGCAGGAGGCGCAGGCACGUUUGGAAGCGAAUGCAACAAGUAGUGCCUCCGCUCAGAGCUCCACAGCCAGGGGCUCCACUGCAGCUGCACAAAGCUCCACUGCGCGCUGCUCCACCCUCAUCAGAAAGAGUAGCAACUCACACUUGGACCGCAGAUUCCAUUUCAAAUUGACGAAAGACACGAAACUGCCGUUCGGAGGCGGCCGAGUUAUGGCUUUCUGUCCCUGGGACAACAAACUCGCAGUGUCAUGCGCCUCGCCAAUGGAUGGGUAUUUCGGCCUGAAAAUGCUGAACUGCGAGCGCAGCUUCAUGGUGCAGAACAUUGACUCGUUCCACGCGCAGACGAUCCGUGACCUUGCCUACUGUCCCAACAGAGACAGCAACCUCCUGCUCACUGCCUCUUUAGACAAAACUGCCAAAAUGGUCGACCACCGCGCCAGCUGCGUCGUCCAAACCUACAGGGUGCCGAGCCCCGUGUGGAGUUGUUGCUGGGACACGACCGGCGUGAGCGGCGGCCGCGUUGACAAGAUCAGCUUGGGAAUGGCCAAUGGCGAGGUCUACAGGUACGACAUGCGAAUGGCGUCGAACGCGGAGCCAAUGCUGGUGCUGGGCAAGCGGACGCCUGGCUGCGCCGGCCAGGACAUAACGGGUGUGCACUCGCUGGUCGCCAUUCCAGCCGGUGCGAGCGACUCGCUGCCCCGCGGCGCCCUGCUCGCCAGCCACAUAAAGUCCUGCCACAUCUUCAGUGGCGAUGAGGAUGCCUUUGGCGCCAAGCUCAACAUCGAUGGCACCUUCAGCUGCAUGAGAGCGGAGCCUGUGACCGGACACAUUCUGAUCUCAAACAAGCAGGCGAACCACCAGGUGAUGCGGGUGCGCAAAGGGGCUGGCCUGGCGCCGGACAGCGUGCUGGAGCCCGUGAUGCCGAUCGAAGAGUUCAGCCAGCCGCAGCAGAACCUGGCGCGCUCGGCCGUGUCCACCUACGUUGACGAUCGCGUGACCAAGCUGUUGGUGGCCGGCCACGACGAGAUCAGUCACACGGUCAAAAUUUGGUCCGUGACCGAAGGAGGCACGUGCAUGGGCACCCUGCCGCUGGCCUCCAAUGCCAUGGACAUCUGCUGCCUCACCUUCAAUCACAGCACCUACUUUGCCUUCCUCACCGCCAACAAGCUAUCUGUUUAUGAUAUGUUUAUUAAGUAGUGGUAUUGUUUCAUUUCGGUGAUGCUCAAUAAUUCCUAGGUUUAUUUACUACUUAAAGCUGCCUCAAAGAUGGAGCCAAUGCCCAGUCCUACUUGUUGGUCUAUGAAAUACCUGAUUUAAUAAAACGUGAUUAUUUUUCUAAA